Cooperia oncophora is the source of this 762-nucleotide messenger RNA. The record is from the annotation of a GenBank genome assembly. Lineage: Eukaryota; Metazoa; Nematoda; Chromadorea; Rhabditida; Trichostrongylidae.
AUGCUGGGCGACAUCACUCAGCGCGUGCAAGUGGAAACUAUGGAAGAACGGAGUGCACGGCUUGCUGAAGAUGCUCGACGCCAAAGGGUGAGGCGUGCAUCACAGACUGCCGAUGAGCGAUCAACGCUGAACGUCACCGUCGAACGUCACCGUCGGAGACGCGAACGAGAGAGCUCUCAAGAACAAGCUACUCGGCUAGCAGAUAGCGCUGACCGUCAGCGUCGUCGGCGCGAGCAAGAAAGCUCAGAAGAGCAGGCUGCCAGGCUUGCAGAUAAUGCUCGACGACAGCGUCGUCGACGUGAGGGAGAGAGUCCAGAGACACAUUCUGCACGACUUGCAGAAAACGCCGACCGUCAGCGUCGCAGGCGCGAAGUAGAGAGCCCCGAAGGACAGUCUGCUCGGCUUGCAGAAAACGCUGACCGCCAACGCCGCAGGCGUCAACUAGAAAACGCUGAGGAACGAGUUGCUCGACUGUCGCAGGAAGCUCGCCUACAGCGUAGGAGACGUGAAUUAGAGGGUAUCGAGGAGAGAACUGCUCGGCUACGCGCCGACACCCGACGUCACCAGCAACAUCGCGACACUGAAAGUGGUCUGGAGCGUUCCUCGCGACUGGGUUCCAAUGCUGCGCGAAAUCGUCAACGACGCGCAGAGGCAGUUGAGUUCUCAGGGAUAGCGCCUGCGCACGCGGAUGACGGAGGCUCACUAUUUAGGAGGUCUAGACCGAAGAUGUGUCAAUUGCGGAGCCAGACACUUCCUUUGUGA